Penicillium cataractarum is the source of this 141-nucleotide messenger RNA. RefSeq lists its product as uncharacterized. Lineage: Eukaryota; Fungi; Ascomycota; Eurotiomycetes; Eurotiales; Aspergillaceae. Bases 1 to 141 code for a protein of 46 amino acids. The transcript is spliced from 2 exons. The record is from RefSeq and is a predicted model, not a curated record.
AUGCUAGAGGUGAUCCAAACAAUGACCUGGCCAGUUGCUGCUGGACCUCAAGCUGCCCAGAAUAAAUCCGGUGUAACCGAUGUGGACAAGAAGGCAUAUGAAGACUUGAUUUGGAUGGGUGGUGAAGCUCCUGAAGGAUGA